AUGGCAGAACCCUCCGCCACAAAUCCCGAUUCUGAGCGACCUGAUACCCAGGAACGCGUUGUUACUCCUUCAACACCAGAGAAUGUAUCAGACAAAGAGAUCUCUGCCGAGAAGACACUUGCCAAACACCAGGAGGCAGAUGUUGACAAUGAUCCCGAGCCUCAACCACAUCUCCAUGCUCGGACCUUUCUGGCAGUCUUUGCCAUGUGUCUGAUUUACUUUGCCCAAGACUUCGCAUUAGUUGGAGCUGGUUCUCAAGGGCAGAUAAUCGCUGCUCCCUUCGCCGUUGGAUUGGUACUGGGUCUAGGGCUGAUCGUAUACGAGACCAAGUUCAAAUCGGAUGGGAUGUUCCAUCACGGACUCUUCACUGGGAACAGGAACUUCACAAUCACCUUAAUAUGUGUCUUUUGUGAAGGCAUCGCUUUCUUCGCCGCAAAUGUCUACUUCGCGUUCCAGGUCAGCGUCCUCUACGAAACAGAUUUCCUUAUCGUGGGUGUUAGAUUCAGCAUUUCGUUCAUUGCCACCAUCGCAGCAUCGCUUGUCACCGGAUUCUAUUGCGCGAUGACGAAGAAAGUGCGCUGGAUGACCUUUGCGGCAUUCGUCAUCUUCAUUGUGUUCUUUGCCUGCAUGGCUACCACGACGAGGAGCACCUCGGUGCCAGUUUGGGGGUACGCAGUGCUCAUGGGCUGGGCCCUAGGAAUGACAUUGAUCACACUGAUCACUGCUGCUCAGCUAUCUAUUCCAGCUGAGCUCAUUUCGAUUGCGAGUGGACUGAUUAUCAGUGUUCGCUCCCUUGGUGGCACGAUCGGCAUUGCAAUCUCGACUCGACAUAUGGCCGACAAUGUUGCAAAAGCUGUCGGCGCCGCUGGUCUUCCUUUAAGCUCCGUGCCGGAAUUCGUUGCGGAUUUACUUGGACAAAACACAACUGGCCUCGCAGAGGUGCCUGGCGUAACGCCCGAUAUCGUCAAUGCUGGUGUUGGAGCGCUUCUAGACACGUACACUAAAGGCUUUCGAAAUGUGUGGGCUUCAGCUGCCGCAUUUGUGACACUUGCGACCAUAGCGUCCAUCUUCCUUUUCGAUCCCAGCAAAGAAUUUACCAACCACAUCGAUGCCCCUGUCGAGAAGGAUGAGGAUAUGUAUUCGUCUUGA
Messenger RNA from Phaeoacremonium minimum UCRPA7, 1149 nucleotides. Its product is annotated as putative siderophore iron transporter protein. Gene Ontology annotation, molecular function: transmembrane transporter activity. Bases 1 to 1149 code for a protein of 382 amino acids. The record is from RefSeq and is a predicted model, not a curated record. NCBI's taxonomy places the organism in Eukaryota, Fungi, Ascomycota, Sordariomycetes, Togniniales, Togniniaceae. Gene Ontology annotation, biological process: transmembrane transport. The transcript has 5 exons.